Molecule: messenger RNA, 3456 nt
Organism: Phyllostomus hastatus (greater spear-nosed bat)
Lineage: Eukaryota; Metazoa; Chordata; Mammalia; Chiroptera; Phyllostomidae
Gene: ARV1
Product: ARV1 homolog, fatty acid homeostasis modulator
Exons: 5
Coding region: 26-874 (282 amino acids)
Biological process (GO): regulation of plasma membrane sterol distribution; sterol metabolic process; intracellular sterol transport
Cellular component (GO): cortical endoplasmic reticulum; Golgi apparatus
Source: RefSeq, a predicted model, not a curated record
AGUUCUGGGCCUCAGUGGCGUAGAAAUGGACACUGGUGGGCGGGGUGGGCUACGGCCCCGCAAGGGGAAGCGGGAGGGGGUGACUGCGAGAAAGGGGAACACCGAAGAGGUGUCAGCGACUCCUGCUGCCGCUACCUCGUCCACCUGUCAGUACAGGUGUAUUGAAUGCAACCAAGAGGCCAAGGAGUUGUACCGAGACUAUAACCACGGCGUGCUGAAGAUAACCAUCUGCAAAUCCUGCCAGAAACCUGUGGACAAAUACAUCGAGUAUGAUCCUGUUAUCAUUCUGAUUAAUGCUGUUUUGUGCAAAGCACAGGCCUACAGGCAUAUUCUUUUCAACACGAAAAUCAACAUGCACGGAAAACUCUGCAUAUUUUGUUUGCUUUGUGAAGCCUAUCUGAGGUGGUGGCAGCUUCAAGAUUCAAGCCAGAACACUGAUCCCGAUGACUUCAUCAGAUAUGCUAAGGAGUGGGAUUUCUACAGAAUGUUUGCAAUUGCUUCUCUAGAACAAGCUGCCUUUUUAAUUGGCAUUUUCACUUUCCUGUGGAUAGAACGAUCCAUCACAACCAAAAAAAAACCCAACUUUGUCUUGCUGCUGAAAGCCUUACUGUUGUCGAGCUACGGAAAGCUCUUGCUGAUCCCCGCGGUCAUCUGGGAGCAUGAGUACACACUGCUGUGCCUGAGGUUCAUUAAAGUCUUCGUCCUCACCUCGAACUUCCAGGCGAUCAGAGUGACACUAAACAGCACCCGCAAGCUGUCCCUCUGCGCCAUCCUGUGCGGCUUACUGAUGGAGAGCACCAUGGUCUACUUCUUCAGGAGGAUGGAGUGGGACCUCGGGAGUGACUGCGCCAUCUAUAAGGCGCAAGACUUCUGAAGAGGAACCGAAGCACCCGAGUGUGCGUGCGUUCAGACAGGUACCCUUCUCAAGUGAGACAGAUGUCAUUGUGGACAACCAGGGCCCUUCCACAAACAUCCCCGGCCUCCAGGACGUUAGUGCAUGUCUCACAGGGUCCUUCACUUUUGUCAUGCUCAGUGACACCCACAUCUGUGUCUUCCCUGCACCUGGAGCCCGUUCUCACGACUCCUCUGACUCCUCCGCCCCGACUCACUGCCCGGGGGUCUCAGACCCCGGAGUCUGCCCCGCUGACAGCUUCUCCUGCCCUUCCCAGCCGUCCACCCCCUCCCUGCCAGCAUCCCUGCCAGCAUCCCUGCUUGUGCGUCCAUUAGACGUCUAGUCCUGCGACCCCGAUUUCUGCUUCUGACUUAGUUCACCUCCCUCUUAUCCACACUGCAACCUAGAGGCAGUUGCUGAGCCCCUUGAAGUCCGCCAGCUUCUUGCCCUUCUGUCAGACUCAUGACUUGGUAGAGCCAUUUGGUGAGUCUUCCCAUCUGUUUUCUCCAUAAAUCACGGUGGCUGUCGCUCGCUCAGGCCCUGCCUGCAUAGGCAGAGACCCUUCCUCUGCCGGACCUCUGUCUCACCGUCACCUCUAGUGAACCUCCCGGCAAGCGGCCUGAAGUCUCCCCCACACGCCUUAUUCCUGGGUCUGCCGCCACUUUGCUGAGAACGGAGGCUGUUACGAAUUCCUCGAGCUUCCUUCUUCACCCCAGAACUUCUCUGACGGGGCGUCUUCCCUGCCCCUGCCCUCCCUGCGGUGGUCUCGGAGCUGCACUCAGUGUCCUCGUCCUCCCCGGCUCUCUCCGUCCUGCUCGCGUCCCCCUCCCUGCGGCCUGGGCAGACCCCUGGGUCCCGGCGCCCAGAGGCAGAAGGACACGGAGCCCUGUGAGGGCAGGCUGAGGCAGUGCUCCGCUACCCCUUCCUCGUCUGCUAUAUGGUCCUCGUGGGCGGCUCCAGGCCAUCCUCACCCCUGUCCACUCUGCCUCCAUGCAGAGCCCUUUCCCCUUAACUUUCCUCUGGCAGUGUCCCUGGUCCCCCAUCACUCAGACGCCAGCUCAUCCCUCGUCAUCAUUCACGACGGCCUCUCUGGGCCUCGGCCCUUCCUGGUGCCACGCACGUCUCUGUAGAGCUCCUCUCUGCUGCCCCCUGCCCCCCCCCCCACACUUCCUACCAUUUCUGGGGCCGAUACAGGAAAUCCUUGUCUCUUCCCAAGGAACCAUAGUUCCGUCCAAGCUUCUGUGUGGCCCUCCUUAAUCUGGUCCUGAUUAAUACGGCUCUUCUCCGCAGACCCGUCCCUGCCCUUGUCCUCCGCCACAGUCCCCUCCUCUCAGGGACGAGCUACACAUUCCCCGGGACCCGGCGUGGCCUCUUCUAUGCCCACCCAGGCCCAGUCUGUCAUCUUGGCUCCUCUGCGGAAGGAAGACCUUUCCCAAACCCCUUCGCUGGCCUCCCGGUGCCCGACACCCAGGGCCAGCGUCCUCAGCAGUCGCGGGUCCUGGAUCUCCCAAGACUGUCCCCGGGCAGAUGCUGUGCCCCCGUCAUGAUUUCUGGUCAGGAACACAAGGUCACCGUCUGGAACAGCCACUCGGAAGCCGUUGUCCUCCGCCACAUCAGCUCCAUUGUGUCAGAUGCUGUUCGCGUCCACGUGUUCGUGCCUGACGCCCCUGGACUCCCCCAGGUCUCUUGGUGCCGAGAAACCAUGGCUGAGGCCCCCCGUGUCCCCCAUCGUGCAGGGCCCGGCCCAGUGAGUACGUGGUGGGUGGUUCCAGUAGACGGGGCCGUUCCGCAGACCCCUGUCAUCACCCACAGCUCGUUCUUUACUGUCUGUGGCGUGACCAGCUGCAUCUGGAGAAGGCAGAUACAACCAAGCUCCUUGUUCCUGUUGAGUAAAGUUUUGGGUGUACUUCCUGAAAAAGAAGGCAAUGCUAACAGCAUUCGAAACCCCGACCUACAACCCCUCACCCCUGCGUACAGGAAACAGCCUAACCACAUACAGAUACUCCCAGGCCCACAUAGAAACUCACACAGACACAAGGGAUGUUGUGUGCAACAAGCGAGGAUUUGUACAUUACAGAUCACUCCAGGUAAGUGCUGAAAUGAAGAGAGGAACAUGCAUUCAUGAUUCACAGUAAAAAUCUGUGCUUCAGCCCUGGCCGGGUAGCUCAGCUGGUUAGAGCAUCGUCCUGAUACACCAAGGUCUCGGGUUCAACCUCCAUCAGGGCACAUGUGAGGAUCAACCAAAGAAGGCAUGAAGAACUGAAACAAUUCAGAUCAAUAUUUCUCUCCCUUUCUCUUUUCCUCCCCCAUCCUCACUCUCUCUAAAAAUUUUUUUUAAAAAUGUGUGUUUCAUGCCUAUGGCAUCUUUAUAUCUUUUAAAUGUUAAGUUACUGCCUUUAAAUAAUAUAUUUACAAUAAUAUUUUGUAUUCUUAUAACAAUAGAACUUUUAAUAAAGUCAGAAUAAACUGACCAAAAUGUAAAAAACUUUUUCAAUUCAGUAUCUUUCCCUGUAACUAUGUUACCUUUCAAUUUGGCUGGUCCAGAAAUAAAUAACUAAAAAUAA